Messenger RNA from Perkinsus marinus ATCC 50983, 342 nucleotides. RefSeq lists its product as hypothetical. Bases 1 to 342 code for a protein of 113 amino acids. Lineage: Eukaryota; Perkinsozoa; Perkinsida; Perkinsidae. The record is from RefSeq and is a predicted model, not a curated record. The transcript has 2 exons.
AUGUACACUCCGUUGAUGGAGUUCCUGUAUAAAGAGCAGAACAAUGAGAGCAACAAGCGACGAGUUUUCAUGGGGGAGGAGGAUAAAGUAGACGAGGAAAUUGGGAAGAUAUCCGCCUUGCGUAAGCAGCUCGAGAAGAGAAUACUAGCUUUCGAAUCAUACGUGGCCACCACUGGCCUUGCCACAGAUGGGGACAUCCAAACUUAUGAUACCAUCGAUAUUCCUCAGGAAGUCCCAGUCAGCACCAGGGCUGGUGUAAAAAGGUCACGCGUAGCACACCCUGAAGGCCAUGCUCUACAGCAGUCCAACAAACGGAAGCGUGGGAGACGCACUGGUCAUUGA